AUGGUUCAAGAUAAGAAGGUUCCGCUAAGACCUAAUGAAAUAUUUACAUUCAUUCCUAAUCUUAUAGGUUAUGGACGUGUUGCGACACUUGUACUUUCGUGGCUAACUAUGGAGAAUUAUCCUUUGGUCACUAUGCUUAUAUUGUACUCAACGUCGUGUCUUUUGGACGCUUUCGAUGGUGCAGCCGCCAGAAAGUAUGGUCAGUCAACUAAGUUUGGUGCAGUCUUAGAUAUGGUUACUGAUAGAUCGUCAACUUGUUCGUUGAUCGUCUUUCUUGCCAUUAUCUAUCCAAAGUGGUGUAUCUUUUGGCAGUUUUUGAUCUCAUUGGAUCUCUCUUCUCAUUACAUGCACAUGUAUGCCAUGAUUAGCAGUGGUUCCAGUAGUCAUAAGAGCGUGUCCAAAGAUACAAAUUUCUUUUUGAGGCUAUACUACUCCAACCGUGUAGUCCUCUUCAUGGUGUGUGCCCUCAACGAGAUCUUCUAUAUGGCUCUCUAUUUUGCUCAUUUUGAAUUAGGCUUGUUCCCUUUUACCCAGAUACCAUUGGGCGUUGCUCUUGUUUACAUCUCUGCUCCUGUUUGGUUAUUUAAGCAAGUUAUGAACGUUGUCCAGAUGAUCAAUGCUGCUGAGAUCAUGGCUGGUAUGGACUCAAAGAAUUAUAACGAACGUAACAAGCUUAAUUGA
Brettanomyces nanus is the source of this 681-nucleotide messenger RNA. RefSeq lists its product as uncharacterized. The transcript has a single exon. Gene Ontology annotation, molecular function: CDP-diacylglycerol-inositol 3-phosphatidyltransferase activity. Gene Ontology annotation, biological process: phosphatidylinositol biosynthetic process. The record is from RefSeq and is a predicted model, not a curated record. Lineage: Eukaryota; Fungi; Ascomycota; Pichiomycetes; Pichiales; Pichiaceae. Gene Ontology annotation, cellular component: membrane; Golgi apparatus. The coding region runs from base 1 to 681 and encodes 226 amino acids.